Esox lucius (northern pike) is the source of this 1201-nucleotide messenger RNA. RefSeq names its product noggin-2-like. Bases 303 to 923 code for a protein of 206 amino acids. Gene Ontology annotation, biological process: dorsal/ventral pattern formation; negative regulation of cell differentiation; osteoblast differentiation. The record is from RefSeq and is a predicted model, not a curated record. NCBI's taxonomy places the organism in Eukaryota, Metazoa, Chordata, Actinopteri, Esociformes, Esocidae. The transcript has a single exon.
GUGGAACUUUGGUUAAGAUCCGUUAUAUCCGUUACAUGAAAUAGAAUGCCAGUGUGAUCUAUGGUCAAAGGAAAUGCUAUGCAUUGAUUUAUUAAGGUCAGUGGUGGUUUUCGUUCUAUACUUCACUUUAUAACUUUAUAACUGAAAAACAUGUCUUGAGGGUUUCUGCGCUGGAACAGGAAAAUACUUUUUUUCACCUAUGCAUCCACUCUAAAAUGUAAAAGUGGGAUAUUAAUGCAGCACUUACUCCUUUGCUGUAAGUGAAAAAUCAUCUGCGUAAAUAACCUCUGUAGGUAUAGAACAUGGGGAUUUCUCCAGCGGCUCUGCUCUACGUCAUAGCGACCAUCCACCUAGGUGUCUCUCAGCAUUUCUUGCGUCUGCGCCCUUCGCCUAGCGAGCAUCUCCCAGUGACCGGUCUUAAAGAGGACCCUGACCCAAAAUACGACCCGAGGAAACAAGACCUUGCCGAACAGACACUGAGGAGGAAACUCGGGAGCAACUUCGACCCUGUCUUCAUGUCAAUCAACAGCCCCCCUGUUGUGGAGAACCGGACUGUCUUUGACGAACAGCCCAUGCUGAAGGGACCCAUCCCCAACGAAGUGAAACAGCUGAGCGGGGUGACAGUGGCCAAGAAAGCCCGUCAGAAGUUUGAGCAAUGGUUGUGGGCAUACACACACUGCCCUGUUGACUAUGUGUGGAAGGACUUGGGCGUGAGGUUUUGGCCACGUUAUGUCAAGGAGGGGCUGUGCCUGAAUGAGCGCUCUUGUUCGUUACCGGAGGGAAUGUUUUGCAAGCCCGACAAGUCCGUUACCAAGACAUUCCUCCGGUGGUACUGCCAGGGCUUCCUCAAACAGAAAUACUGCACGUGGAUACAGGUCCAAUACCCCAUCAUAUCCGAAUGCAAGUGUUCCUGUGGAGAAUAGACCUAAUGGGCAAAUUUUCUCGGAGUUGACGUUGAACUGUAAAUAAAUGCGCAUCCUGCACAAUCGGAUUGUGUUAGAAAACACAUAUAUUUACAUAUAUUUUCAUAUUUAGGCCUAAACAUUUCGCUUAGGUGUCAAUUUCACUUGGAAUCGGGAAAAGCAACAUAAACGCAUGAACGUCUUGACAGGUUGUGUUGACAUAGUAGACAGGUUAUCGCGUUUUUGUUUUCAAUUAAUCAUGUUGUCAUGGGAUGUUGCGCGUAUCGUGGUAUAGGCUA